UGUGCUCUGGGGCGGUUGAUCUUGUAGUGAUUACAGUUGAGUAGAGACAGCGAGAGAGUGAGGGAGGGCACCUUGUGUUCAUCAGAGUUUUAUCGUUGUCUAAGUUUAGAUUUUGGCUCACAGAAGGCUUCUCAAGUAACAAGGCUGCAGGCUCACACCAGAGACAGAAACAGAACUUUAAAGGGAAACAAGUAAAGGCACAGAAAAGUGGCAAGUCACAAUAUAAUACGAGGAGAGGAAAGACCCAGAAGCUGUCUUAUAAUGAGACAUUUUGAACAGGAGACACAGAAGUAAAGAGAGGAAAAGCACAAACUGGACUACUCUGUUUGGAAACAGCUCUUCACCACAUUAGUUCUAAUUAUCUUUGCUUUUUCCCUGCUUGGACUGGACAAUGACAGAGGAAGCAGAAGAGGGAGUAGACCUCUCUCCAGCCUCUGGGUGCGAGCAACAGGCUCCACACUUUUUACAAGAUGUCAUCUUCCACGGCAAGUUUAAGCUGCUGAAAGCUCUGACCCCAGAGGAAAGCACCCACUGCCAGCACGGCCUCUACUUCGAAGACGGUCAGCGGCGGGUUGACUAUGUCCUCACCUACCCAUUGAAGAAGCAGGCCGGGGGGCGCUCCUGCCGACAGUCAACGCACCUGCUCACUGAGAACGCUUUUGCCCGCAGCCUACGCCGUGGCCCCCAUCACAUCUCUGAGCAUCUCCGACAUUACACAUUAAAAAGGGCAAAAGACUCAUUGUCCCCACCAUCAUUACCAAGGGAUGACGCAGAGCUGGGAUGUCCAGGAGAGACGUUCGGCGGCCACGAGGAUCAUAAGACAUUCAGGAGGGAGGAGUUUGAGGGGAAACUGAGAGAAAUGGGACUGGAGCUGGAGAAAGAUGAGGAUGCCAGAAUUCAAGGGGUGGGCUUUGUGAAGAUUCAUGCUCCCUGGAACGCUCUCUGUCGAGAGGCUGAGUUAAUGAAGCUGAAGAUGCCCACCAAGAAGGUGUAUGAAAUGAAGCCGUCGAGCGGAGUUGUGGGUAAGAUCAGCUCUCUGGUCAGUAAAGCUCUGGAGCCUCUCCACCCUCAUGUUGAGGAACGUCAACCCAAGAAUAUCAAACGCCUGUCGCACACUUUUUCCAGGGAAAAACAACACCUGUUUGACCUGUCAGACAAAGAUUACUUCUUUGACAGCAAAACCAGGAGUUCAAUAGUCUAUGAAAUACUAAAAAGAACAAAAUGCAAGGCCAAGUACAGCAUGGGUAUCACCAGUCUAUUAGGUAGUGGAGUUUAUACAGCAGCUUACCCUCUUCAUGAUGGAGAUAUUAAUGAGGAGAGUGCAGAGCCCAAUGACAGAAAGCUUUUGUAUGAGGAGUGGGCGAACUACAGUGUCUUCUACAAGUACCAGCCCAUCGGACUUGUGCGAAAGUACUUUGGUGAGAAGAUUGGUCUGUACUUUGCCUGGUUGGGUCUGUACACCCAGAUGCUGAUUCCUGCUUCUCUAGUGGGGGUGAUUGUCUUUCUGUAUGGAUGUGCAACAGUCGAUGACAACAUACCAAGCAUGGAGAUCUGCCACCCAAGGAACAACAUCACCAUGUGUCCUCUGUGCGACAGAGUGUGCAGCUACUGGAAACUAAGUACUGCCUGUGGAACGGCGCGGGCCAGUCACCUGUUUGACAACCCAGCAACUGUUUUCUUUUCUAUAUUCAUGGCUCUGUGGGCUGCCAUGUUCAUGGAGCAUUGGAAGAGGAGACAGAUGAGACUGAACUAUGAGUGGGACCUGACUGGGUUUGAAGAUGAGGAGGAAGCUCUCAAGGACCACCCCAGGGCCGAAUAUGAAUUCAGGGUCAUGCAAAAAUCUCUGAGCAAAGAUCACAAAUCACAGCACAAGAUAGAAAAGCUCUCAUGUCGUGACCGCCUACCUGCCUACAUGACGAACAUUGUCAUGAUGCUGUUAAUGAUUGGUGUUACAUUUGCCAUUGUGUUUGGUGUGAUCCUCUACCGGAUCUCCACCAAAGCUGCUCUUCAUAUGAGCUCCAAUCCAGUCACACGGAAUCAUGUACAACUAACAGUCAAAACUACUGCAGCCAUCAUCAACUUGGUGGUCAUCCUCAUACUGGACGAGGUGUAUGGAGCUGUGGCACGAUGGCUCACUGUACUAGAGGUUCCCAAAACAGACAAGAGUUUUGAGGAACGACUCAUCUUCAAGACUUUCAUUCUGAAGUUUGUCAAUGCUUUCAGCCCCAUCAUCUACAUUGCUUUCUUCAGGGGAAGACUUGUAGGCAGACCAGGCAACUACCUGUACGUGUUUGAAUCCUACAGAAUGGAAGAGUGUGCCCAUGGAGGCUGUCUGAUGGAGCUGUGUAUCCAGCUGAGUAUCACCAUGUUGGGAAAGCAGCUAAUUCAGAACAACCUUUUUGAGAUUGGAAUUCCCAAGCUGAAGAAGCUGAUUCGUUAUGUUCAGUCAAAGCAAGGUGCCUUUCAAGAAGAAGAGAGGCAAAAGAAGCUGCGGAGAUAUGAAACUGACCACUUUCUGGAACCAUUUGCUGGGUUAACGCCUGAAUACAUGGAAAUGAUCAUCCAGUUUGGUUUUGUUACAUUGUUUGUGGCAUCCUUUCCCCUGGCUCCUCUCUUUGCUCUGCUCAACAACAUCAUCGAAAUACGACUUGAUGCCAAGAAAUUUGUGACUGAGUUACGGAGACCAGUGGCAGCAAGAGCCAAAGACAUUGGUAUAUGGUACAACAUACUAAGAGGUGUAGCAAAAGUGGCCGUCAUCAUUAAUGCAUUUGUCAUCUCCUUUACUUCAGACUUCAUCCCUCGAAUGGUCUACCAGUACAUGUACAGCCCUGAUGGCUCCAUGCAUGGAUUUGUCAACCAUACGCUGUCCUAUUUCAAUGUCAGCCACUUCCAGGAAGGCAAAGAAACCAUGGAUCCAUUGCAACUUGGCUACCCCAUUGAGAUCUGCAGGUAUAAGGACUACAGAGAGCCUCCUUGGUCAGCCAAUCCAUAUGAGAUCUCCAAGGAAUUCUGGGCAGUGCUUGCUGUCCGACUGGCCUUUGUCAUUGUGUUCCAGAAUGUUGUGAUGCUGAUGAGCGACAUCGUUGACUGGCUAAUUCCUGACAUCCCUAAAGACAUCAGCCUCCAGAUCCACAAGGAGAAGAUUCUAUUGGUAGACCUCUUUAUGAAGGAAGAGCAGGGCAAGGUCCAAAUCCUUGAGAGCCGGUUGUCCACAGGGGACAAGGAGAACUGCAGCCGGAGCAGCAGCAACAACAACAACAGCACAAUGGCUCACCCACGCUCAGGACUUCACACCAACAGCACUAAAAGCCUCUAAUGCUCGUAAUAAUUCAAUUCGUUCAGUCUUAGUUAGCAGGCCAAAUGUUGCCAGCACCCUGCUUGCUCAGGCCAACCCAAACUGAUUUCAUGUUCUUAUUCAGAUCAUUCCAACACCUGGUAGCGCAGCUGGCUGAGGUAAGAGGAGAGUAAAGGUGAAUGUGUGGGGCCAAUUAUGUCACAAUAUGUAUGGAGAGUUUUAAAACUAUCUCAAUCCAUACAUGCGUACUGAGACACGUUGUGAAUGUGUACACAAAUCUGUAAAUGUGCAAGGAUUUAAGAAUAUGUACAAGAAUAAUACACGCUCAAAUUUACCAUGUGUACAAAAAUCCCACAUUAGCAUACGAUAUGCAGUAUGUAUAAGAAUAAAACCGUAUACUUAACAAACUCAACUUUAUUUUUGUUGCUGAAUCUGGAAUUUUUGUUUUCUAUUUCAAUUAUAUCUAUCUAAACUUUGGUGCAGUCCUUUAUUAAACAAGAACAAUUACAAAUUGGACCCCUGAGAAAGGGCUGUGAAAUAUAAUAUUAUAAUAUAUUAUUCUGAGCAAAUGUCAUUAACACUUCAUGUUAUGCUAAUCAUGCCAACUACUUGCCCUCAACAGGUCAAUAAACUGAAUGAUUGUAAAUAUCAAAGUUUUUCCUGUUAAUUUAUGGUUGUCUUAAAACAUAGAGUGACACAUAAUAACUUGAGUGUUGUGCACAGAUCUGCAGAUUUCACAAUCGUGGUAGUUGUCAAGUAACACAUUUAACAUUUAUUUGAAAGUACCCCAGAUUUGCCACAAUAACUGCCUCAAAAUUGACCAUAUGAUUUAAUAGUAACAUUUUGCUAUUUCAUGUUUUUUCUAAGUACAUAAUAGCUGGUAAUUUCUUUCAGACAUUUCUAUGAAACUUUCACUUGGGUCUGGCCUAACCUCUGCAGGUAAAUGAACCAUUUAAACAUUGCCUUUUCCAUCUACACCAUUGUUUUAAGUGUAAUAAUUAAUGUUACCUAACCCACAUAUUCACCUGAUAUGCUCUGACCUCUCAUUUUGACGUGUGACUUUUUUCAGUUUGCGCUCAUAAAACAAAUCCUGGGCACGCUACAGUAGUCUGUAGUCAUCCAUUUAUAUCAGAAAGGUGUUUGAAUGGGUACUUUCUCAGCAUUGAGAAGCAGGCAUCCCUUAAGAAUUCCAUAUCAAUCUGCAACAUUAUUCUUAAUCACUAUUGUUCUUAACUUCUUGUUGUUAAACCACCAAUCCAACUCUCUGCAUUCUAUAACAGUAUAAUACUAUAGAGCCAUCUAUGACACAGGGCAGUGCAUGAGGCGCAUCAUAAUUUAAAGUGUUAUUUCACUGGUAAAAUAAUAGGCUUACAUUGUACAAAUUACAAGUAAUUUAGAUAACCACCAGCUAUCAGACAAUUUACAACUUCAGCUCAAAGAGACCUUUAUUGGUCAACUCUAUCAUCACGACAGCCUUAAAUCAUCUGACCUGCCAGAUGGUUUGCUAUACAGAAUUAUCUCAGAGACUGUCCUUGAAAACAGUUGGGAGAGGUCAGGAAAAGAAUUUGGUAGGUGAUUGGAUGAAACCUGUGUCUAUCACAUGUAACUUCAGCCAAUCAGAUCCACAGUAGGAAAAUGCUACCAGAGCCAGUUGGCACAUUAAUCUUGUACCGGUUGUUAUAGGCUGAUAUGUACUGUUAAAUGUUUGUGCCAUGGUCUCCAUGGAGUCCGAUCAGAACAGACUGAGCUAAAGACAGCAGAACUGUUCAGAGGAACAUGAAGUGUUGUGAAUGUGACAACACAACAAGUUCACACAAUAUAAAUGUACUGAGGUACCACAACAACCACAGGACAAAGACUGAGACAGCUGAGACUGAGGCACAGAAUUGUUCCUAAAUUCUCAUGAACAUAAUGAUGAUUUUACAAUGUCAAUAAUAAGUAACAAACAGAUGACAAUAAAGUAAAGAAACAUUCAUCUGAUUGGCGAUCAGUAAGGGUCAAUAUGGCUUCCAGUGAUCAAUGAUCGGCAAUAAAAAUCUUGAACAGAGCGCUCUUAAAAUUAUCAGACUAUGAGACUGGUCUUGCACAAUCACUUGUCUAUUGAAAAUAAUCAAAAGAGAACAUGACCCUGUAGAAAACCUGGCAAGAAGUUAAUAGUGGGUGGAUUCUCAUUUCUGUGUGGAGUGUCAUGUGUCAGAUUUCCUUUUUAUGUAAAUCUUUUCUCACAAAGUGAGCAGCUGAAUGGUUUCUCUCCUGUAUGGAUCCUCAUGUGUUUUACCAGUGACUGACUCAGACUAAACCUUGUUUCACACACUGAGCAGCAGUAAGGCUUCUCUCCUGUGUGAACUCUCAUGUGCCUGGCCAGAAUUCCCCUCCGGAUGAAGGUUUUUGAGCAGACAGAGCAGCUGACUGGCUUCUCUCCUGUGUGGGUUCUCAUGUGUGUGCUCAAACCUGUGCUCUAUGUGAAUCUUGUAGCACAAAUGGAACAGUUAAAGGGUUUCUCCCAUGUGUGCAUUCUGACAUGCUUCACAACAUCUCCUUUGUUAAUAAAUUGUAUCUUACAGACUGAACAUCUGAAGGUCCUUUUCCCUGAAUGAACAGAAAGCAAAAAAAAAAAAAAUCUCCUGAAGGACUUUGUGUCAAAUGUUUUAUGUUCAGGGCAGUUCAGGGGCUUCUUGGCAGUGUUACAGUCUUCUCCACCUUCAGGAACACUGUUGUUAGCCAGAGUUUUUAAAUGUGACCAAGGCUUCCUGGUGUGCUUCCUGUCAGAACUGUUUUCAGUCUCCGACUCAGAAGAGUCUGAAGUUUUGUCAUCACUACCUGGUCAUAUGAAAGGCAUGUUUCUCAGGGUCUGCUUUGAUUUCACAAUUCUGUACUUCCAAUCAUAAUCGAUGUUUUCAGCUUGCUGGGAACAGUCUGAAAUGUCAUCAUCACUGACUGGUUGAUGACUAUCUGGAUCUGAAGCCCUGGUUAGUUGUGACCCUCCACAGUCCUCUCUAUCACUUCCUGGUUCCAUCUGUUGAGUUGAGCUGCUGGUUAGAGGUUCUGCCUCUCUGUUCUUUUUAGUCUGUCUCUGAUGAGGCUGUGAGGACUGAGUGUACUCUUUACCAUCUUCACUCUUCACAGGGUCAGGUCCAUGAAGCUGCCCUC
Messenger RNA from Acanthopagrus latus (yellowfin seabream), 6445 nucleotides. Its product is annotated as anoctamin-1-like. The coding region runs from base 392 to 3316 and encodes 974 amino acids. Lineage: Eukaryota; Metazoa; Chordata; Actinopteri; Spariformes; Sparidae. The transcript has 25 exons. Gene Ontology annotation, cellular component: plasma membrane. Gene Ontology annotation, molecular function: protein dimerization activity; chloride channel activity. The record is from RefSeq and is a predicted model, not a curated record. Gene Ontology annotation, biological process: chloride transmembrane transport.